AUGGAACACAGAAGCAUCUUCCACCUGUUGGUGUCUUUUACUGUCUUCAGUGUUCUCUGCUUCCGGACACAAGCAUUACCUCCUUAUUCAAACAACAGACUUGGAAACAGAUUGCCUUUUGAUGGAGCAAGUGAAACUGAUGAGACUCAGGGGUCAUUAAAACCAGACACAGACAUUUUGCAAAACACACUGCCUGAGAAUGAAAAAUUCUUCCUGGAUAUUUCUCGAGCUGUUGGCAGGACUUCAAGGCAUGCUGAUGGACUUUUCACCAGUGGAUACAGCAAACUUUUAGGUCAACUUUCUGCAAGACGAUACCUAGAAUCUCUAAUUGGCAAAAGAGUAAGCAACAAUGUUAUGGAAGACCAGGCUCCAGUAAAACGUCACUCUGAUGCCGUCUUCACAGACAACUAUAGCCGUUUCAGGAAACAGAUGGCAGUAAAGAAAUACUUGAAUUCUGUCCUUACUGGAAAAAGAAGCGCAGAAGACAUUAAUCCUGGAAGCCUUCGGGAAGAGGCUGAUCUAAGUCAACCACCUUUUUCAGAAAACUAUGAUGAUGUCACAAUUGAUGAGCUGCUGAACCACCUCCCAUUGAGAAAUUGGAAUGGGUUCUAA
Molecule: messenger RNA, 612 nt
Organism: Bombina bombina (fire-bellied toad)
Lineage: Eukaryota; Metazoa; Chordata; Amphibia; Anura; Bombinatoridae
Gene: VIP
Product: vasoactive intestinal peptide
Exons: 6
Coding region: 1-612 (203 amino acids)
Biological process (GO): adenylate cyclase-activating G protein-coupled receptor signaling pathway; positive regulation of endothelial cell proliferation; negative regulation of apoptotic process
Cellular component (GO): neuron projection; perikaryon; extracellular region
Molecular function (GO): peptide hormone receptor binding; neuropeptide hormone activity
Source: RefSeq, a predicted model, not a curated record